AUGUAUUUAUCUCUGCGAUUGGUCUCCCUGGCGCUAUGCAUAGCCCCGCUAGCAUCUGCCGGGAACAAUUCCACCCCCCUGGUUCAAGCCUGCACUGGCUACAGCUUCCCACGUGUCGCCUGCAUGUACCGUUAUGCGUCGAAAAUGCCCCUUGACUUCUACCGCAAGGCCAGCGUCGACAUCAGUAACGUGGACACUUACUCAUCGACCGAAGUGGCCAAUGACGACUCGUUCCAGCAGGUUGGGAAGGCCACAUUCCUAGUCUGGGAUCAACAGCGUGGUAGCGAAAUCCUAGGAUCCGACCCGGCGUAUGAUAUUGUGUUUACUAUCUCAACUGGCGGACACGAGGCGCCCGUAUAUGUCCCGGACACCAACGAGCUGUGGUUCUCUGAACUGGGUAAAGGAGAGCUACACCAGCAGGUCAUCAGUCUGGAUGGUGAUUCCCCUACCAUCUCAGAGGUUCUGACCGACCCACCUCUCUACGCUCCAUCCGGGGCCCGCUAUAGGAAUGGAAAGAUCUAUUUCUCCGCUGGAGGUGGCAAUUCCACCCUGGAAGGGGGUCCUUAUCACCCAGGAAUCUACUCGGUGGAUCCCAAAACCCGGAAAUCCACCAUUGAGGUCAACAACUAUUUUGGAUGGUACUUUAACCAGGUAAGCAUGCCCACUGCCCAUACGCGAGGCGGGUCCCCUUUGUCGCAUUUCUGCACAUUGGUGGAUCCACGCCUAGUGGCUCACGGACUAACUUUUCAACACAGGCCAACGACAUGGAUAUUGACCAACACGGUCGCAUCUGGUUUAGUGAUCCUUGUAAGUUCCUGGACCCGGGAUCUCACCUUAGUCCAUACUGAUGCAGCUAUAGUCCUCGCCCGCAACCACGGUACCUCGACAGUCGCCCCUCAGGUCCAGGCAUCGGUUUACCGUUACGACCCAGAAACUGGAGCAGUGAAUAUUGUGGAUGACACCCUGCAUUGUCCCAAUGGUGUUGCUUUCUCUCCCGACUACAAAACCCUCUACCUCACAGACACUGAUGCCGGUGUCCCCAUGAUUGACCCGAGAGUGCCAUUGAGCGAGGUGCCAUCGCUCCAGUACAACUCCACCAACCGUCGCACAGUCUACGCUUUCGACGUGAGCGAGGAUGGAUCGUAUCUCAAGAACCGCCGACCGAUCUACACAGCGAAGGACUUCGUUCCUGAUGGUCUUAAGGUGGCUAGCAAUGGAUAUGUGAUUACCGGGGCGGGCAAGGGUGUUGACAUCCUUGAUACCACCGGCACACCAUUGCUAAGCAUCCAGACUAACUUCACCGCCGUGAACAUGGUCUUUGGUGGUAAGAACUUGGAUGAGCUGUGGAUUGUUGGGCACGGCGCUGUUGCGCGAGCUAGACUGAACUUGACUGGUCCUGCUCUAGAGUAA
This is a messenger RNA of Aspergillus oryzae RIB40, 1410 nucleotides long. Its product is annotated as SMP-30/gluconolactonase/LRE family protein. The transcript has a single exon. Lineage: Eukaryota; Fungi; Ascomycota; Eurotiomycetes; Eurotiales; Aspergillaceae. Bases 1 to 1410 code for a protein of 469 amino acids. The record is from RefSeq and is a predicted model, not a curated record.